AUUAGAGGCCCGUCAGAGCAGCUCCGCUUCCAGCCAAUCCCAGCUCGCUCCGGCCCUCAGUGGAGAGGGGCGGCAUGCGGACAGGCGCAGACGUUUGUAGUUUUAAUGGUGCAGAGCGAAACGUGGAGGUGCGCUUAAGAAGAAGGGAUGGCAUAAAAUAGCGUUGCAACAGUGAUAACUUGUUGGUAAAUGUUUUGCAUCAGCAUUUUUUUUCAGCUUUUUAUUUAAAAAAGAAAAGACUGCAACUGCAGUGGUUUCGGUGUCUGCGUGCUGACGCGCGGCACAGGUGCGCACCUUCCCAGCUUUUUUUUUUUUUUCUCUCUUUUUCUUCAAAGCUUCAAAGUUUCACCGCUCGUUAAGGACGGCAUGGAAAAGUCUAAAAACUUCCGAAUCGACGCCCUCCUCGCCGAUGAGACCCACCGCGGCGGUCGUGAUCUCUCCCCGGGUCUGAGCAGCGACAGCCCCGCGGGCAGCCCGGUCUCCUGCCGCCGCUCCGACACCCCAUCCCCGCGGGGUGCCCACCUGCAGACCGGAAUGAUCCCCAAACCGAGCGUCCUGAACCUCCAGCACCCAGGCCUGGCUUCCCUGACACAGGGCGCCAUUCCCGGUAUGUACCCCGCGCCGAUGUAUCCGCUGAGCGCUCUGGGAGGCCAGCAUCCAGCUUUCGCAUACACCGGCUUCACGCAUCUGACCCAGAGCUACCCGGAGCACCUGAAGGCGGCUGCCAUGGCCGGAUCUCUGCCCCUGGAACACUGGAUCCGAGCCGGGAUUAUGAUGCCGCGGAUGCCAGAUUACACCUCGGGCCCUCAGUCCGGCCUAUUGGGGAAAUGUCGCAGGCCUCGUACGGCCUUCACCAGUCAGCAGCUCCUGGAGCUGGAAAACCAGUUCAAGCUGAACAAAUACCUGUCCAGACCCAAGCGCUUUGAGGUGGCCACCUCCCUGAUGCUGACCGAGACGCAGGUCAAGAUUUGGUUUCAGAACCGGAGGAUGAAGUGGAAACGCAGCAGGAAAGCGAAGGAGCAGGCCUCCGCCUCCGGCCAGGUGGAGGCAGAGCGGCUGAGAGGUGGAGGAAAAGCGGCCAAGGACAAAUCAGACGAGACCAGACGGGCUUUAAAUGUGGACGGCAGGCGGGUUGAGUAUGGGCUGGAGGAUGGAGAGGAAGGGGAGGAGGAAGAGGAGGUAGAUGAAGAGGAAGGAGAAGAAGACGAUGAGGAGGAGGAGGAGGGAAGCCAGCAUGGGUAUCGUAUCACCGUGAGCAACAAAGUGGGAAUGUCACGGUCCACGGACUUCUUGCAGCACAGCAGCAAGCUUGGGUACGACUCCCUCAGCCCGUUCUCUGACGACGAGCUGGAGGGGGUGCAGGUAGGAGGGGGAGACCGGAAGAUCGGGGCAGGAUUGUGAGCAGACCUUGAAUGUUGCAGAGAGAUUUCACCAAGAGAUUUGACCCCCCCCAAAAAGCAUCUGUUUGUGUUUGCUUCAAAAGACAAUUUCCAAAAUCUGAAAUGUGUCUGUUUCCAUCUUCAUAGAGAGACACUUUCUUUGGUUCACGCGGCACAUCCUGGACAUGAACUAAUUCAUGGGUUUCAAACGAUUUGAAUUAAAUCCCUUUACGUACUGUAAAUCUUGCAGCAUGCAGAAAAAAAAAAAUUUGCUAUCACCCAGAAGAUCUUUCAGUAAUUGUUUGGCGACAUCCUGUUUGUUUCACCUGUUGACAGCUGGAGCUCCAGCCUGCAAACACACUGUUUUUUUUUCUUUUGUUUUUUAUAACUGAAGGAUGCAAAGAGAACCUGAGGAUGAACAACUUGUCCCGGGUGCAGGAUUCAUGAAACUGAACAGGUUGCAUGGUGCUGCGACAUGAACAUCACGCGUGUUGCAUUUGCUUUUGUGUAAAUAUCACUGUAGUUCUGCCAUUGCUGAAGUUCCUGAAUCCAUUCUUGUUGUUUACAUGCAAGUGAAUAGACUUAACUUAUUUGAAUGAUUGCAAAGAUUAAUUAGAAAUGUAUUUAUGUCAAACUUGUCUGUGGUGCAACUGUGAAAUAAAAAAAAGUGA
Molecule: messenger RNA, 2050 nt
Organism: Fundulus heteroclitus (mummichog)
Lineage: Eukaryota; Metazoa; Chordata; Actinopteri; Cyprinodontiformes; Fundulidae
Product: motor neuron and pancreas homeobox protein 1-like
Exons: 3
Coding region: 367-1401 (344 amino acids)
Biological process (GO): central nervous system development; neuron projection morphogenesis; spinal cord motor neuron cell fate specification
Cellular component (GO): nucleus
Molecular function (GO): DNA-binding transcription factor activity, RNA polymerase II-specific; sequence-specific double-stranded DNA binding
Source: RefSeq, a predicted model, not a curated record